Molecule: messenger RNA, 615 nt
Organism: Eremothecium sinecaudum
Lineage: Eukaryota; Fungi; Ascomycota; Saccharomycetes; Saccharomycetales; Saccharomycetaceae
Product: 60S ribosomal protein eL15
Exons: 1
Coding region: 1-615 (204 amino acids)
Biological process (GO): cytoplasmic translation
Cellular component (GO): ribosome; cytosolic large ribosomal subunit
Molecular function (GO): structural constituent of ribosome; RNA binding
Source: RefSeq, a predicted model, not a curated record
AUGGGUGCAUACAAGUAUUUGGAAGAAUUGCAAAGAAAGAAGCAAUCAGACGUUUUGAGAUUCUUGCAAAGAGUCAGAGUCUGGGAAUACAGACAAAAGAACGUCAUCCACAGAGCCUCCAGACCUUCCAGACCAGACAAGGCCAGAAGAUUGGGCUACAAGGCUAAGCAAGGUUUCGUUAUCUACCGUGUCAGAGUUAGACGUGGUAACAGAAAGAGACCUGUGCCAAAGGGUGCUACUUACGGUAAGCCAACCAACCAAGGUGUUAACCAAUUGAAGUACCAAAGAUCUUUGAGAUCUACUGCCGAGGAGAGAGUUGGAAGAAGAGCUGCUAACUUGAGAGUCUUGAACUCCUACUGGAUCAACCAAGACUCUACAUACAAGUACUUCGAGGUCAUUUUGGUCGAUCCUUCUCACAAAGCCAUUAGAAGAGAUGCAAGAAUCAACUGGAUCGCUAACCCUGUUCACAAGCACCGUGAAAGCAGAGGUCUAACUUCUAUUGGUAAGAAGUCCAGAGGUAUCAACAAGGGUCAUAGAUUCCACAACACUCAAGCUGGUAGAAGAAAGACCUGGAAGAGACAAAACACUUUGUCUCUAUGGAGAUACAGAAAAUAA